This is a messenger RNA of Phanerochaete carnosa HHB-10118-sp, 472 nucleotides long. RefSeq lists its product as uncharacterized. NCBI's taxonomy places the organism in Eukaryota, Fungi, Basidiomycota, Agaricomycetes, Polyporales, Phanerochaetaceae. The record is from RefSeq and is a predicted model, not a curated record. The transcript has a single exon. Bases 37 to 276 code for a protein of 79 amino acids.
UGUUCCGGAGGCCUCGAGCAACGAGGAUCCCGAGAAAUGGCACACGAACGCGGGGCAGUUAGUCAUGCUUUCUUGAUCCAGGCCAGUUCUACGGUGGUGUCCAGGGUUGCUGAACGAUGCCAUAUCGAAAUAAAGGGUCGUACUAGUGCAAUCACCCGCGCUAUUCUUUCCUACCGCGAGUAUCUGCCACCAAGGAGCGCGAGGGAGAGGUGGCCAUAUCUCGUGCCGUCUGUGGAGUCAAGCCUGCAAGCUAGAGGCCAGGCUGCUUUUCUGUGAACAAGACAUUGGACAUUGGAGACUACGUGUCUUUGAGCUGCGCGAGAGGCACGAGUACGUACAACUGAACCCUGCUAAGCGCAGGGUGUAUUUGAAAUCGAAAUGGGUCGCUAUAAAAUGCCGCCAGCGCCGUCCUUUUCUGUGCAAGCACAAGAGGUGCUUGUCAAGUGACCUUGAGUAGGAUAGACUUCCAGAA